UCUCUCUCUCUCUUCUCCAUUCAAGCAUGCACAUUUCUCUCUCACUCUCGCUUCUCUACAUGGGAAAUUUGCAAAACUUCCUCAUUCUUCUCUUCCUCUCUCUAACUCUGUCUUUACCUCUCUGUCUCUCUCUAAACCAAGAAGGCCUCUACCUCCAAAGAGUCAAGCAAUCUCUCUCCGACCCAACCGGCUCACUCUCCACCUGGUCCGACCGUGACGCCACACCAUGCAACUGGACCGGCAUCACCUGCGACAAUUCGCCGUCUUCCUCCGUUGUUUCAGUCAAUCUCACCACUGCCUCUCUCUCUGGUCCCUUCCCGUCCUUCCUCUGCCGCCUCCGUUCUCUCUCCUCAAUCUCUCUCUCCAACAACUCCAUCAACAUGCUGCCGGCCACCAUCUCCACCUGUCAAAAUCUUACCCUCCUCGACCUCUCCCAAAACCUCCUCGUGGGCCCCAUUCCUCCCACUCUCUCCGAUCUCCCCAACCUCAGGUACCUCAACCUGGAUGGCAACAAUUUUUCCGGUGACAUUCCGGCAAGUUUAGGGAAUUUCCAGCAACUUGAAACUCUCAUUCUCUCUGAAAAUCUCCUAAGUGGUACAGUCUCGGCGGUUCUUGGGAAUAUAACAAGUCUCAAAUGGCUUCAACUAGCUUACAACCCGUUUGCACCGAGUCGCCUCGCUCCGGAACUCGGUAACUUGACUAAUCUUGAAUACCUCUGGCUUGCUGGGUGUAAUCUAGUUGGUGAGAUUCCGGAGAGUUUUGCUAAACUGAGCAGCCUGACUAAUUUGGACGUGUCAAUCAAUCAGCUCACUGGGUCAAUACCCAAUUUGAUUUUUCAGCUCAAAAAUGUUGUACAGAUUGAGCUGUAUCAAAACUCGUUCACCGGAACUUUACCAGCGGGAUGGUCAAACUUGACGGCGUUGAGACGUUUCGACGCGUCGACGAACAAGCUAACCGGGACGAUUCCGGACGAUUUGUGUGAAUUACCAUUGGAGUCACUCAAUCUACAGGAGAACCAACUCGUGGGUUUGGUCCCAGAGAGCAUAGCUAAGUCCCCGAACUUGCAGGAAUUCAAACUGUUUAAUAAUCAACUCACUGGGUCAUUGCCGAGUCAACUCGGUGUGAACUCUCCGCUACAAAUCCUUGAUGUAUCAGAAAAUAUGUUUUCGGGUGAAAUUCCAGAGAAUUUGUGUGCAAAAUGGGCUUUAGUAGAGCUUGUUAUGAUAGAUAAUUUAUUCUCGGGGAAUAUUCCGGUGGGUCUUGGUAAAUGCCGAAGCUUGAGCCGGGUCCGGUUGAGGAGCAACCGGCUUUUUGGGGAAGUUCCGGCUGAAUUCUGGGGUUUGCCACAUGUGUACCUGCUUGAUCUUUUUAACAAUUCAUUUUCUGGGAAUAUUUCCCAUAUGAUAUCUGGUGCAAGAAAUCUUUCAAUCCUCAUGAUUUCAAAAAAUAAAUUUUCAGGGUCCAUUCCUGAUGAGAUUGGAUUAUUGGGAAGUUUGAUUGAGUUUUCUGCUAAUGAAAAUGAGUUUAGUGGAGAAAUUCCUGGUCCAUUAGUCCAAUUGAGUCAACUAGGAAAGCUUGAUUUAAGUAACAAUGAGCUAUCCGAAGGAAUUCCGGUUGGAAUUCAAUCUCUGAACCAUCUCAAUGAGCUUAAUUUGGCAAACAAUAGGUUGUCCGGGGAAAUCCCGGAUGAUAUUGGGAGAUUGCCAGGGCUAAAUUACCUUGAUCUUUCUGGGAAUUAUUUUUCGGGAAAAAUUCCAUUGGGCCUGCAGAACUUGAAGCUUAGUAAGCUAAAUUUGUCAAGCAAUAGACUUUCGGGUAAAAUUCCUCCUCUUUAUGCUCAGGAAGUUUAUAGAAACAGUUUCGUGGGCAAUCCAGGCUUGUGUGAUGAUCUUGCUGGUCUUUGUCCUCCACAAGUUAGAGAUAGGAAUCAAGGUUAUGUGUGGAUACUUGGAUUGAUUUUUGCAGUCACUGGUACAGUUUUGAUUGUUGGGGUAGUUUGGUUCGUUUGGAAGUACUGGAAUAUCAAGGAAUCGAGGGAAGGAAUCAUUUUGUCAAAGUGGAGAUCAUUUCAUAAGUUGGGAUUUAGUGAAUUUGAAAUUUUCGAUUGCCUCAAUGAAGAAAAUGUUAUCGGAAGUGGAGCAUCUGGGAAAGUUUAUAAAGUUGUGCUGAAUAAUGUUAUCGGAAGUGGAGCAUCUGGGAAAGUUUAUAAAGUUGUGCUGAGUAAUGGUGAGGUAGUUGCCGUGAAGAAGCUCUGGGAAAGGUCAAAUAAAGACGACACAAGUUUUGAAAGCGCUGACUCUGCCAAAGAUGAGUUUAAAGUAGAAGUUGAGACACUGGGAAAAAUUAGGCACAAGAAUAUAGUCAGAUUAUGGUGUUGUUGCAACUCUGGGAAUUGCAAACUUUUGGUAUAUGAGUAUAUGCCAAAUGGGAGCUUAGGUGAUUUGUUGCAUAGCAAGGGUGCAUUGUUGGAUUGGCCUACAAGAUUUAGGAUAGUGCUGGAUGCAGCUGAGGGGCUUUCUUAUUUGCACCAUGAUUGUGUUCCUCCAAUCGUUCACAGGGAUGUCAAAUCGAACAAUAUAUUGUUGGAUGGAGAGUUUGCAGCAAGAAUUGCAGAUUUUGGAGUUGCUAAGUUUGUUGAAGCAGUCAAGAGGGGGGAAGAAUUCAUGUCUGGAAUUGCUGGUUCUUGUGGUUACAUUGCACCAGAAUAUGCUUAUACGCUUCGAGUGAAUGAGAAGAGUGAUAUUUAUAGCUUUGGAGUUGUCAUUCUCGAGCUGGUGACCGGGAGACGCCCCAUAGACCCAGAAUUUGGGGAGAAAGACUUGGCCAAAUGGGUCUGCAUCACCUUAGACCAGAAAGGAGUUGAUCAUGUACUCGAUCCCAAUCUCGAUUCCAGUUUCAAGGAACAAAUUUGCAGGGUUCUUGAUAUUGGUGUACUUUGCGUUGGCCCUCUUCCAAUUAAUCGCCCUUCAAUGCGAAGAGUGGUUAAACUGCUGCAAGAAGCAGGGGCAGAUAACAAGCCCAAGAUUGGAAAGAAGGAUGGCAAGCUCUCUCCUUAUUAUUCUGAUGAAGGAAGUGCAAUUUAA
Messenger RNA from Ilex paraguariensis (yerba mate), 3083 nucleotides. The record is from the annotation of a GenBank genome assembly. Lineage: Eukaryota; Viridiplantae; Streptophyta; Magnoliopsida; Aquifoliales; Aquifoliaceae.